This is a messenger RNA of Mus musculus (house mouse), 4185 nucleotides long. RefSeq names its product WD repeat domain, phosphoinositide interacting 2 (gene Wipi2). Gene Ontology annotation, cellular component: phagophore assembly site membrane; autophagosome. The transcript has 11 exons. Gene Ontology annotation, biological process: response to stress; protein localization to phagophore assembly site. NCBI's taxonomy places the organism in Eukaryota, Metazoa, Chordata, Mammalia, Rodentia, Muridae. The record is from RefSeq and is a predicted model, not a curated record. Gene Ontology annotation, molecular function: phosphatidylinositol-3-phosphate binding. The coding region runs from base 682 to 1485 and encodes 267 amino acids.
GCCGCCGUGCGACGCGAGGGUGGGCGGGACCGCGCAAGCGCGCAGCCCGUCCCGGCUCUGGAGCAUAAACAAGAGUGGGGACGGGAUGAGGCGGCAGUUGGUCCCCGCGCAGCGAGAGGCGGCGAGCGGGGCGACCUGCCGGACCGGACGUCGAUCCUGAGUGUAGCGUGCUCCCGCGGGCCGCCCGAGUCGAGCUGCGCGCGCUCCCGCCAAGGGGGGUCCGAGGCCGUCGCGCGCUCGCAGCCAUGAACCUGGCGAGCCAGAGCGGAGAGGCCGGCGCCGGCCAGCUGCUGUUCGCCAACUUCAACCAGGAUAACACGUCCCUAGCUGUUGGUAGUAAGUCCGGGUAUAAGUUUUUCUCCCUUUCUUCUGUGGAUAAGCUGGAACAGAUCUAUGAAUGCACUGACACUGAAGAUGUCUGCAUUGUGGAGAGAUUGUUCUCAAGCAGCUUGGUGGCCAUUGUCAGCCUCAAAGCUCCCAGGAAGCUGAAGGUUUGCCAUUUUAAGAAGGGAACUGAGAUAUGCAACUACAGCUACUCCAACACUAUCCUGGCUGUGAAGCUGAACAGGCAGCGGCUCAUUGUGUGUCUGGAAGAGUCGCUCUACAUACACAACAUCCGGGACAUGAAGGUACUUCAUACCAUCCGAGAGACACCCCCAAACCCUGCAGAGAGCUGCAAACAUGAUCCCAGCUCAUGAUAGUCCCUUAGCAGCCCUGGCUUUUGAUGCAAGUGGGACCAAGCUUGCCACUGCUUCUGAGAAGGGGACUGUGAUUCGGGUGUUUUCCAUUCCAGAGGGACAGAAGCUGUUUGAGUUCAGGAGAGGAGUGAAGAGGUGUGUGAGCAUCUGCUCCCUGGCCUUCAGCAUGGACGGCAUGUUCCUCUCCGCAUCCAGCAACACCGAAACAGUGCACAUCUUCAAACUUGAGGCUGUGAGGGAAAAACCUCCGGAAGAGCCCACCACCUGGACUGGCUACUUUGGGAAGGUUCUCAUGGCAUCUACCAGCUACCUGCCCUCACAAGUGACAGAAAUGUUCAACCAGGGCAGGGCCUUCGCCACUGUCCGCCUGCCAUUCUGUGGCCACAAAAACAUCUGCUCACUAACCACAAUUCAGAAGAUCCCACGGUUGCUGGUAGGAGCAUCAGAUGGCUAUUUGUACAUGUACAACCUGGACCCCCAGGAGGGAGGCGAGUGUGCGCUGAUGCGUCAGCACAGGCUUGAUGGCAGUAUGGAGACGACCAGUGAAAUCGUAGACUCUGCAUCUCAUGACUGCCCCUUAGCAACACAGACGUACGGCACAGCAGCUGCCAAAGGUGCCUAUGUGCCCUCGUCCCCCACAAGACUUGGGAAAGGGCAGGACGCCAACUUAGAAGCCUACACAGAUGACCUGGGUGCUGUGGGUGGUGCAUGCCUAGAGGAUGAAGCCAGCGCUCUGCGCCUGGAUGAAGACAGCGAACAUCCUCCCAUGAUUCUCCGGACUGACUGAUCCUGACCUGUGAACUCUGGCCCAGGAGCAGACAACACUGCCUGGCUGAGGACUUGAGCAUUGCUGCUAUGAACUUUGACCUGAAUUGAGGGAGAGGAUGGCAGAGACUUAAAGCAGAGGUUGUAGUUAUAGCCUAUCCAUACUGUUGAGAAAAUACAGUUUUCACUUCAGUGACUUUAAUCCUGCUUAUGAAUUUAGCUUUUUAUUUUCUCUCACUCUUUAAUUUUUUUAAUCUUUUUUUUUCUUUUUUCUUUUUCUUUUUUGCCAAAAUUAACUAUUUGGUGAAGUCUGUGGAGUCUCCUUGCUUUGCAUGUGUGAUGUGCCAAGCCAGCAUAGGAGAGCAAGUGGAGUGGCCACUCCAUAGCAAACCACAGUUGUCAGGUCUCAUGCCAGGGCACGCAUGAAGAAGUCUGCGUGCAGUGAUUCUGCAGGGACAGGGCCCAUGUGCCCACCAAGACCAGCCAGGGCACCAGUGGACAGUGGCCUCUGUCAGGAGUCCUCUUGCCCUACUGCCCCACCUGGGCCAUUUUCCCUCCCAAUUUAUUAAACUCUUUCCAGAUUGGAUCAUUCUGGGACUAGCUUCCUCCACGGGGGGACUGUUGUUCUGGGUCUUAGUCUCCAUGGGCAUCUUGAGAGGGAGAGGGGCAGUUUCUGCUCUCUGUGCCUUCUCUUCUGACAGGUGAACUUGGCAGUCUACCAGGGCAGCCUGGAACCAAGAAAGGUGAUGUCGUCAGUGUCGUUAAAUGCUCUGUCUCCUCCUGUCCCCAUCCAUAACUGUGACUUGGCUUUUUGUUUUUUUUGUUUUUAAAGGAGAGUCUAUAGCUACUCCAAUUCCCAAAAAAGCACAAAGGUGUAAGAUGCUAGGUCAGGGUCAGCCUCUGCGGACCUGGAGCAGUGGUGUCUGCCAGAGGCUCUCCUCCCUCCCCAGACAUAGCAGAGAGUAGAGGGGCCCCUCCCCCUCCCAGGGAGGCGGCAGGAGAUUCCCUCCCGGGGUGAUGUGCCUUUUCUUUUGGUCUUACAAGGGCAGGAAAGUGAGGUCAGAUGUCAGUGCUGCCCUGUGCCUGUCUGCUUUUGAUUGUUUGCUAUUUGGGGGGAAGGUGUGGUCUCACACUACACCCCAGGCCCUGGAACUCACUAUAUAGCCCAGGCUGGUCUCAGACUCAAAGUAGUCCCCCUGCCUCAACUUCCUGUGAGUUGGAAUUACAGGUACUGCUGUGCUAGGCUCCAUUCUCAGCUCUAUAGAAUAAAAAGUUGAGGUCCUCAAAUCUGCAUUCUAAAGAACAGAGCCUAACAGUGGAGCCCAAGGGCGUGGCUGUGGCUUCUGCAUGACUAUGGCUUUAGGUGCAGGGGUUUUGGAGUAGGAAAUCUGGAUAAUGUUGGGGUACCAGGUUAAUCCAGCCGGAUAAGAGGGACUACAGGUAGCUGCCUUCAGGCCUGUGUGGUUAUGUCUGGUAGAGUAUAUCUGCAGGGUGCCUGUAGCUAAAUCUGCUGAGGUUCCCUGUUUCUGCUGUUCAAGGAUAGCUAAUCACAUAAUUGGGGUUUGAGGGGCGCCCACUGUUAGCUCUGGCUGCUGUUGGCACCUGUGCCCUGGAGCAUCCGAGGAGCCAAACAGUAUGAGGCAGGGUUAGGCUGCGUGUGCUGGACUUUAAACUAUGAAUUUUCUGGACCCUAAUAACAUGGGACCCCAGCCUGUGGCCUAGUUCAGUGACUGCUUCACUGGGAGACUAAAACUGGCCUUCACAGGAACCGACUGUGGGAAGCACACGGGGCUGAUUGGGAGCCGGGGUUUCCUGGAACCAAAGAGUGUGGCUGUUGUGCUGGUGACCUUGGCUUUGUGCUCUGGGUUUGGAGCUCAGCUCCCUCUGCUGAGGCCUCUCUAGGGAGCUGGGGUCUCACAGACAGUGGAGUUCACGUCUCCCUAAAGCAUAGGUUUCCUCACUUGGAAACUUGGUUAGAAAAAGGCCGCUCCUGGGGUCUGGGGCUGUGCCUUCCAUCAGUGGUCUUGCCAGGCUGUGCAAAUUUGGUGAGCCUUCCUCUCUUGGGACAGAUGUGCCCGUGCAUCCCACAGAGGUCAGAAAAGCAAAGGAUUAGGCUGUGACCUCAGGCAAUCUGUACAGCACUCGCAGGCCUCAGGUGAGGGAGGAGAGAGUGGCUGGCUGAGGUCAGCACUCACUGUUGGGAUGCACACGGUAGAGCCAAGCCUCAGCAGGGCUCAGGUUCAAAGGUAAGAACAUUUUGGAAUCCGGUGUGGCACACACCUGUAAUCCCAGCAGUCAAGAGAGUGAGGCAGGAGCAUGGCUGUAAAUUUGAGGCCAGUCUAGACUAUAUACUCCUGGGCAAACCUGGCCUACAGAGUGAGACCCUGUCUCAAAAAACCAAAGGAUGAUGACUUUAAGAAAAGAAAGAAACAAAACAAAAACAACGGGGAAUGGGAGUUGUAAAACCCCCCAAAAUUUUAAGAUUAGUAUGGAUUGGGACCAAAGCUUUUGUAUUUUCUCAGACAAUGAAAGCAAGAGUUGGAGUCCCUUGUCCUGCCUACACCAACAAGUGUGAGCUAGGGGCAGGUCUCAGGGGUCUGAGGUUGGACUGUACGAGAACCCUACCUCACAGGGCUGUUGUGAGGUGUGUGGGGGCAUGUCCUGUGGGUACCCAGUGCUGGGGCUGGCCAGCAGUGGACUCCAAUAAACACUAAAACUGAAA